Ambispora leptoticha is the source of this 137-nucleotide messenger RNA. NCBI's taxonomy places the organism in Eukaryota, Fungi, Glomeromycota, Glomeromycetes, Archaeosporales, Ambisporaceae. The record is from the annotation of a GenBank genome assembly.
CUAAAUGGGCAAGAGGUGAACCAUUAAAACUCGAGGCACAUCUUGCAUUAAAUUGUUCUAAAGUGGAAGAUGAAGUUCGACAGAAUAUGAAAGUACUAUAUCAGUUAGUCGACUUGAAUGAGCCUUUAUUAAGAUAA